CCUAAAAUUAAAAAAAUUCGUGCCGCAAAAACCCAUGCCUCGACUGUUGACGGAAUACGAAACGUUUUGCAGGUGUGACCUCCAUUUCCUGGUUAACUUUUGGUUCCGGUAUACAGUGUCAAUGUACCUGGACACAUCCUGCAAUGCCUAGACCUCUCAGCUUUAAAUUCUGCACUUCGCCUGCCUUUUCAAUUUCAAAGCACUUGCAUAAAAACAGAAGGACACUCUUCCGCGAUCCUUCUUACAUGGCCGCCUUAUCUUCCGCUACCACCACCAAAAAUGAUUCCGCUUCCGGUCAGAACGUGUUGACCCAGCAGGUCCAGCAGCCAUUACAAGUGGCAAAGCGAUUGGAGAAGUUCAGAACUACAAUUUUUACGCAAAUGAGCUCGCUUGCAAUCAAACAUGGAGCAAUAAAUCUUGGCCAGGGCUUUCCCAACUUUGAUGGCCCAGAGUUUGUUAAGGAAGCAGCUAUUCAAGCCAUUAGGGAAGGGAAGAAUCAAUAUGCUCGUGGUUAUGGGGUUCCAGAGUUCAACUCUGCAAUUGCUGAGAGAUUCAAGAAAGAUACUGGGCUUGUGGUGGACCCUGAGAAAGAAGUUACUGUUACCUCUGGAUGCACAGAAGCCAUUGCUGCAACUAUGUUAGGCUUGAUAAAUCCUGGUGACGAAGUGAUCCUAUUUGCUCCUUUUUAUGAUUCUUAUGAAGCCACACUAUCCAUGGCUGGUGCUAAAAUCAAAGCCAUUACUCUGCGGCCCCCAGAUUUUAAAGUGCCCAUCGAUGAGCUUAAGUCUGCUAUCUCAAAGAAUACUCGUGCAAUUCUUAUCAACACACCACAUAACCCUACUGGAAAGAUGUUUACAAGGGAGGAACUCAGUGCUAUUGCAUCACUUUGCAUUGAGAAUGAUGUUCUAGUUUUUACUGAUGAAGUUUAUGAUAAGUUGGCUUUUGAAAUGGAUCAUAUAUCUAUGGCUUCCCUUCCUGGAAUGUAUGAGCGGACUGUAACUUUGAAUUCCUUAGGGAAGACAUUCUCCUUAACGGGAUGGAAGAUUGGCUGGGCAAUAGCUCCUCCACAUCUGACAUGGGGAGUGCGGCAAGCACAUGCUUUUCUCACCUUUGCUACCUCCACUCCAAUGCAGUGGGCAGCUGCAGUGGCUCUUAGAGCUCCAGAUUCAUACUAUGCAGAGCUAAAGAAGGAUUAUUUGGCAAAGAAGACAAUUUUAGUGGAGGGAUUAAAGGCUGUUGGUUUUGAAGUAUUUCCAUCUAGUGGGACUUACUUUGUUGUUGUUGAUCAUACGCCUUUUGGCCAUGAAAAUGAUAUUGCAUUUUGCGAGUAUCUCAUCAAGGAAGUUGGGGUGGUAGCAAUCCCAACCAGUGUUUUUUAUUUGAACCCAGAAGAAGGGAAGAAUUUGGUCAGAUUCACUUUCUGCAAAGAUGAAGGAACUCUAAGGAGUGCAGUUGAGAGGAUGAAGGAGAAGCUGAGGAGAAAAUGAACCCAUUUAUGUGGGAUGAAAACGUUGCUGCUGUAACCUUAAACAUUUCAAUUGAAGGUGAGUAGCAUCUGUUGUGAGCACUUGAAUAUUUAGCUCAAUCUAUGAAUUUAUAAAGUUUACCUGAAUAAACAGAUUUGUUCUAACCUUGCUUAUAAAUAUUUAAAUAAUAUCUAGUUUUAUUGCCAGCCCUA
Molecule: messenger RNA, 1678 nt
Organism: Jatropha curcas
Lineage: Eukaryota; Viridiplantae; Streptophyta; Magnoliopsida; Malpighiales; Euphorbiaceae
Product: Pyridoxal phosphate (PLP)-dependent transferases superfamily protein
Biological process (GO): biosynthetic process
Cellular component (GO): cytoplasm
Molecular function (GO): L-kynurenine:2-oxoglutarate transaminase activity; pyridoxal phosphate binding
Source: RefSeq, a predicted model, not a curated record